AAGGAAAAUCGCGUUUUCCCGCGUUUCCAUUGUUUGGACCAAUGGGAAAAUUUAUUUUUUUUUUAUUCUAAAAAAGGGGAGAAAUUGUCAUCGAUUUUCCGAAGUUUACCGUCAAUUACCGGGUUUUUCCGAAUAAACGUGGUGGAUUGUUCAUUUUGCACUUGCGCUCAUCUGUGUUAACAAGUAACUCCGAUAUUUGUGCAUCACGUCCGCUCAUUUAUAAUUAUAUUUAAAUAUGUAAAUAUGUAUUGGAAAAAAGAAUAAUUGUAAUUCGUUUAUUGGUAUAUAGGUGAUUUGAGUGAAAAAUAAUUUGUGAAUAAUACAAUCCAACAAUGUCUUCAAUUCGAAAAAGAACUGGUCAGGAUACGUCAGACACUCCACGGGAUGUCAGUGAUGAUCAAAAAGAGGAUGUCGAGUCAGAAGACGAUGCAAAACUUGAGGUUGACGAAAUGUCUAAAACUUUAUCACAAGGAACAAAUCACAUCCCACAACUUCUCGGAACAAUUCUUUCCGGCUUACCAGAACGCUGGAAAAAUUGGGUAAUCCGAGGAAUCUUCACAUGGCUAAUGAUAAGUGGAUUUUGUCUGAUAAUUUAUGGGGGACCUUUAGCUCUGAUGCUCACGACACUGAUCGUUCAGGUGAAAUGUUUCGAGGAAAUAAUUAACAUUGGAUAUGCAGUUUAUCGAAUUCAUGGUCUGCCAUGGUUCCGAUCAUUAUCGUGGUACUUUUUAAUUACGUCGAAUUACUUUUUCUAUGGGGAGAAUUUAAUGGACUAUUUUGCCGUUGUAAUUAAUCGAACGGAAUAUUUACGAGUUCUCGUGACCUAUCAUCGCUUUAUUUCAUUCUGUCUCUACAUCACUGGUUUCGUAUGGUUCGUUCUAUCGCUCGUGAAAAAAUACUACAUGAAACAAUUUUCCCUCUUUGCAUGGACUCAUGUGGCACUUCUAAUCGUCGUUACUCAGAGUUACUUGAUAAUACAAAAUAUUUUCGAAGGACUCAUCUGGUUCAUCGUACCAGUGAGUAUGAUUGUCAUAAAUGAUGUGAUGGCAUAUGUUUUUGGAUUUUUCUUCGGCAAAACUCCAUUGAUAAAAUUGUCACCGAAAAAGACGUGGGAAGGAUUCAUUGGUGGCGGUAUUGCGACUGUCGUACUUGGACUAUUGAUGGCGUACGUUAUGUGUCAAUAUCGCUAUUUUGUUUGCCCGAUUGAAUACAGUGAGACUUUGGGACGGAUGACAAUGGACUGUGAACCAUCGAGUUUAUUCAAACCGCAAGAAUACACUUUGCCAGAAAGUGUACAAACUGUAACAAAAUUGAUCAAUAUGUCGACCAUUACAGUUUAUCCAUACUUACUGCACUCAUUAUCAAUGUCAGUAUUCAGCUCUGUGAUAGGACCUUUCGGAGGAUUUUUCGCGAGUGGAUUUAAGAGGGCAUUUAAAAUCAAGGACUUUGGAGACAUUAUUCCUGGACACGGGGGAAUAAUGGACAGGUUCGACUGUCAGUAUUUAAUGGCAACUUUUGUGAAUGUUUACAUUUCUUCUUUCAUUCACACCGCGUCUCCACAAAAACUUCUGCAGCAGGUUUUCAAUUUAAAAUCCGAACAACAACUACAAUUGUUCCAAGCCUUAAAGGAUUCGUUGGAACAUCGAGGAUUAGUGAAUGCUUCCUGUUAAUUGAACUUUUCGGUUAUUUUAGUUUAAAAAGAAGAAGAAAAAAACACAAACACGAAACCGAAUACUUAGAUACCUGACGUUAGUGUACGAUAAUUGGAAACUCUAUAGUGACCACUGUCGUUUUCUGUCUUUCCGAAAAAUCCCGACUGAAUUUCAUGUUCUAAUUUAUUUUCUACAUUAUACAAAAAGUGGCAACUAAUUUUUUAUUUUUUUUUCAUUUUCACUUCAUACUUUUGUUUUAAAUAUUUUUUCUUUUUUUAUUCAAAGAAAAAAUUAAAUAUUCUGAAGAGAAUAUUUAAUAACUUAUUUUGUAUUAAUCAAAACGUCUUCGUUUUUUUUACGAAAAUCGUCUGAAUAAUUCUUGAUUGGAUAUUUCAGAGCUUUUUUUCAAAUAUAGUCACAAAUGUAAAGCUUUAAAACUGCACAUUAGCGUGUCUCAAAAUUUUGAUUAAGAGAACUUUGAGUGGUUUUUUUAAAUUAUUUUUUUUGUGGUUUAGAAUUAUUUUUAACGACUAGAUAAUUGUAGAUUUAGAAUUACUGACAAAAAAAGAGGAAAGCAAAAUAUUCUUCGGAAAAUCUUGAAAAUUUCUGGAAUCAAUUUUUUUUUUGUGUCAGAAAUUAAUUGAAAAUUGAAAAUCCAGAUUAAAAAAAAGGAAUUUACGGAAGUUUCGGGAAAACUCAGUUUUCUUUGAUAACUUUCUAGAUGAAAAAACUGUGUAAAUCGCAAGAUUUUUCGGAUAAUUUUUCGAAUUUCGGACAAAUUUAAAUGAAAAGGGCUUAAUUAAAAUUGUGGGUGAUAUUAGAGUUCCAUAGCCUUAGAGGAAAAAGAAAAAAAAAUAUAUAGAAAACAAAUAGUCGAUUGAUUUUCAAUUUUAUUCCAUAAAAAUUGAUGUUUAAUUCGAAGUAAACUAAUUGUUAAUAAGUAGAUCAAUCGCCCCCCCCCCCUUUCAAUUUUAAAGGAAAGGUAAAAAUUUCUAUCCAAAGAUAGAUUAUCGUAAGUGUGCAAUAUAUGUAAAUGUUUUAUAAAAAUUCAAAAUAUUUUCCAUAAAAAAAAACUACAAUCAAAGAAAAAUCCAUUUGAGCAAAUUCUCAAAUUAUUUUUCUCUAUUGUCUAUAUAAGAAAAUACGGUUCAAUUAAUGAAUCUCGUGUCGAAUUCUCCUUUUUCUCUAACUGGAGAUGAAAAAAAAAAUGAUUAAUUCGUUUCCGAAUCGAACUUUUAUUUUUAUUCAUUUAUUCAGAAUCUCAAAGAACAUUCCGUUCAGAAAAAAUAAUUUUUUUGAACACCUGAAAGUUACUUUUUUAUAUUUCCAUUAUUCUCUUGACUCGGAAACGAAUAAGAUCUCAGUUAAAGGUACAAAAAAAAUGUCCAAAAAAAGAACACAUUCGUUAGUUUAGAAGGAAAAGAAAACAAAAAAUUGAUGUAAACUCAUAUAAAAAAAUCUACUAGUUAGCGAAUUGUAUGUACUUAGUAGAAUACAAAAAAAAAUGUAUUUAUAUUAUGUACAUUUUGUUAUGUUAAUGUGUGAAAAAUUGAAAAUGAAUGCAAAAAAUAAGUGUGAGACGAAUGAACGGAAAAAAACUGUAAAAUUGUCCAUUUGUGUUUAUAAUUAUAAUUAACAAUGUUGAAGCAUUAACUGUGCAUUUUAAUGUGAUUGUACUUUAAGUUUUACAAUAUACGUACAUUUAUCUAGCGAUAUAACUUAUAAAAAAACGUAAUUUAUGUAAUGUUGCGAAUGAUAUAUAUAAUAUAAAUAUUUUAACUAAA
Messenger RNA from Leptopilina heterotoma, 3436 nucleotides. RefSeq names its product phosphatidate cytidylyltransferase, photoreceptor-specific (gene Cds). The transcript is spliced from 10 exons. Lineage: Eukaryota; Metazoa; Arthropoda; Insecta; Hymenoptera; Figitidae. Gene Ontology annotation, molecular function: phosphatidate cytidylyltransferase activity. Bases 333 to 1670 code for a protein of 445 amino acids. Gene Ontology annotation, cellular component: endoplasmic reticulum membrane. The record is from RefSeq and is a predicted model, not a curated record.